GCAGUGCCGUGAGUGGGUGGGUCUUACAAAGUUUCACACACACCUGAUUCAGAGCCUGAGCAGCUGCUACCUGCGUGAACAACAGAAGCUUCAUCUGAAGAUCAUGAGUUUACCUGACUAUAAAUCGCCUGGGCAGCAGUCCUCAGCGCCUGUGCAGUCGAAAUCCCAAGUUGUGCAGCUGAACAUCGGCGGUCAUGUCUUCAGCACCACUCUGGGAACCAUCCGUAAGUUCCCAAACUCCACACUGGCGGACCUGUUUAACGGAUCAACCAAACGGAUGGACUCUGAGGGCCGUCACUUCGUAGACCGUGAUGGGACUUAUUUCAGGUACAUCCUCGAGUACCUCAGAAUGGAGAAACCUCCUACUGAACACCUGCAGGAGGUGCAUAAAGAGGCGCUUUACUACGACAUCAAACCUCUGGUCAAAGCCAUCGAGGAGACGCCGUUGUUCUUCGGAGAGACGGUCGGGAGACAGCAGUUCUUGGCCCGUGUGCCGAAUUACCGUGAAAACCUGGAGGUGAUCGUGAGGGUGGCCAGAGCCGAGGCCAUCGCCUCACGCUACUCCAACAUAAUCGUGUGUGUGGUGAGGACAGAAGAUGAUUUAGCCAGAUACAACAACGCUAUCGACAGUCUCGGCACCCCGAGAGAGUCCGUGGUGAGCUUCGGUCCGUGGAAAGCUCCCGCGUCAGUGGAAGACCUGUUAGAUUGCGUCAAAAUGGACAUAGAAGCCAGAGGAUAUAAACUAAAGAUCCAACCACACAGCAUAGACAAAGGGUUUCUCUUCAAGAGCUACGACUUCUUCUAUAAACUGAUUUUCACUUGGUGGUGAAGAAUGUCUGGCCCAAGUUCAUGACCUGGAAACAGGGAUUUAAAAAGUCAAGGAAUGUUUCAUAUAUUAUAUAAUUAAUUCAACAUGAACAGCUUCUGUUCCUUUAGCAGACCCACCUGUAUGAUGGUGUUCUUAUCUGUCCGUGUCUGUUGAACCCUUGUUUAAUAUCGUCUCUAGUUGUACAGGCCUGGUCCUCGGCGUCUGCACUGAUGAGUCUGAAAGUUUUAAAACAAUAUUCUGGUUCAAUUUAAGAUUUAUCAGCAGCAUUUGUGGCAUGCUUUGGAUUACAACAGAAUCUUAUUUUGACUAAAUUGUGUGUACAGAUAUUCACUAAAAAUAAUGUGGGUAAAUGCAUAGUUUUGUUGAGCGCAGAUGCUGCAGACAUUAAUUUGCAUUUCAUUUAACCACCAACACUUAGCUUUUGGUCCUAAGGGAUGUUUUUGGCUCGUUUAUUUGUCCAUAUCUGAGAAUUGCACCAUUUUAUGCAUGCAGCUUUUAAUAUUUAUUCAUUUGGCUGAUGCUUUUAUCUAAAGUGACUUGCAUUGUAUUCAAGGUAUGCAUUUUAUCAUGUAUUCCUAAUGCAUUAAAUAAGAAUGUAAAAACAGGUCCACUUCAUAUAGCAACAUUUUUUUUAUCUUUUUAAUUUUUGUGUAAAUGUGUAAAUCAUAUGUCUGUUUUAACUUUGUACAUCAUGUGUUUAUUAUGUGUGUGUUUUUGUCCUGCCAAGUCACUUUCCUGGUGCAUAUUAUUAAAGAUGCAAAAUAAUAUUAAGAAAAAGUGACGUGCUAUUUCCAGCAGUUGUGGGAUCAAACUCAGAAAAAAAAAAUCAAGAAUAUUUGUAU
Messenger RNA from Cyprinus carpio (common carp), 1671 nucleotides. Its product is annotated as BTB/POZ domain-containing protein KCTD14-like. Lineage: Eukaryota; Metazoa; Chordata; Actinopteri; Cypriniformes; Cyprinidae. Gene Ontology annotation, molecular function: protein binding. The record is from RefSeq and is a predicted model, not a curated record. Gene Ontology annotation, biological process: protein homooligomerization.